AUUAUAUUUCAGAGCAUCCUGUUUUAUGGAGAGCACGAACUGUCUUGUCAGCCAAUCACAGGUGUGCGUUUCUCACCGAUCUGCUCAUACUUCCACUCCAUAUCACACCAGCUAUAAAACUCCUCGCUCCUCAACCUUUGUACGGUGCGUUAGCGUCAGUGUUCAUCCCGAGUCCGCGCUCCUCACCGCUCAUUCAGCAUGGACCGCUCGGCCGCACCGUGGACAUUUCGGAUUUGUAUCGUAGCUCUCCUGAGCUGCGGGGUCGGGGCUCUGCCGACAAGCAAAGUAACAGAGUAUGAUGUAGAUGGUGGAAAAGAGGAUCUAUUUGCAGUCAAUCAAGCGGCUGGACUCGACCUCUUUGAGGGAGAUAUUUUAUAUGAUGAGGAACAAGUGAGGAACUCCUUAAUUGGGGAUCAGUACCUAUGGCCCACCACUGUGCCGUACUAUUUUGAAGACGAUUUGGAUAUUAACGCCAAAGGUGUUAUUAUGAAGGCGUUUGAACAGUAUCGCCUGAAGACCUGCAUUGACUACAAACCCUGGAGUGGAGAAAAGAACUACAUCUCUGUGUUUAAAGGCAGCGGGUGUUUCUCUUCUGUGGGGAACCAACGUAAGGGAAAGCAGACCUUAUCCAUCGGAGCAGGAUGUGACCGAAUCGCCACCAUUGAACACGAGUUCCUUCAUGCGCUGGGGUUCUGGCACGAGCAGUCACGUGCCGAUCGUGACGACUACGUCACCAUCAUGUGGGAUCGCAUCCAAGCAGGCAGGGAGCACAAUUUCAAUAAAUACGACGACACGACUUCAAGCUCCCUGAACGUACCUUAUGACUACGGUUCCAUGAUGCACUACAGCAAGACUGCCUUCCAGAACGGCACCGAGCCCACCAUCGUCACCAAGAUUCCCGCCUUCAGCGACGUCAUCGGCCAGCGCAUGGAGUUCAGCGACAGCGACCUGCUCAAGCUGAACCGGCUUUACAACUGCACAAGACCCACAACUUUCCUGGACACCUGUGACUUUGAGCUGGAGAAUAUUUGUGGUAUGAUCCAAGGUCAGGGUGAUAACACAGACUGGGAACGUGUCACCAAGGCAACUGGUGGACCCGACACAGACUAUUCCAACAUGGGACGCUGUACUGGAACAGGCUACUUCAUGCACUUCAGCACAGUCAGUGGCAGUGAAGGGCACACUGCUCUGUUAGAAAGCAGGCUGCUCUACCCUAACCGCAACUACCAAUGUCUACAGUUCUUCUACUACCACAGUGGGAACCCCAAUGAUAAGCUGGAGAUCUGGGUGAGAGAAUACGAUGAAGCCAGCCCUAGCGGAACACUACGCAUGAUCGAGACAAUAACUGGACUGCCCGAGACGUUAUGGCAGCUACACCAUGUAAGCCUAAAUGUCUCCACAAAGUUCCGUGUGGUAUUUAAAGGCACAAAGGGUGCUGGAAGCUCCACAGGUGGGCUCUCUUUGGACGAUGUCAAUCUUUCUGAGACCACCUGCCCAGAACAUGUGUGGCGGAUCAAGAACUUCAAAAGUAUUAUGGAAAACACACCAAGAGGCACUGCUAUAUACAGCCCACGCUUUCGUUCAAAGUAUGGAUACACCUUCCAGAUGGGCUUGUACCCCAAUGGCACGGAGACUUCCGAGGACAUGGGAGCCUAUGCUUCUCUGACAUCUGGCGAUGACGUGAUCGAUGGUGAUCUCACUUGGCCUUGCCCAUGGAUGCAGAUUACUAUGAUGCUAAUGGAUCAGAACGCGGACAUCCGCAAACGCAUGUCCAACCAGAGAAGUGUCACAUCUGACCCCAAUCAGAAAGUAGAAGGAUCUACAAUGUUUUCAUGGGACAACCCACGAAAAGUUGGAAUGGAAGUAACAGAUGGGGAUGGCACUAAAUACUUCAGAGGACCAGGAUUCGGAACAUCUGUAUACCUGACUCAGGCCAGAGCACUCAGCAGAGAAUUUAUCAAGGGUGGAGAUGCCAUCUUCCUUCUCAGCAUGGAAGAUAUCUCGCACUUGGUUUCUUCUCAGCCCCUCCCUCCUACAACCCCUACUGAUGAUCUAUGCGCCUUGAUAAAAUGUGAAAAUGAUGGAGUGUGUGUGAUGGACGGUGUAAAAGCAGCCUGCAGGUGUGUCGUAGGUGACGACUGGUCGUACUACGGGGACAGAUGUCAGUUUAAGAGUUCGAUCCAAGAAGGUGUGGUGACGGCAGUCGUGUCCACAGUUGUGGUCUUUGUCGUCAUGUUGGUGGUGAUUGUAGUGAUCGUGGUGUGCCUGAAGAAGAAGUAUAAGAAGAAAAUGAAUGACAUGGGGGGCGGGACUACCACACAAAACAACUAUGCAAGUUAACAGCACAAGGAAUCAUGUAAUCGGUAACGGUACUGGCAAUAUAAACUUGUGUGUGUAUAUAACAAGAAGAUUUCCAUGUCAUUUAAAUCUCAAGCAAAAUAAAACCGUUCCCAUUUUCA
Molecule: messenger RNA, 2459 nt
Organism: Ictalurus punctatus (channel catfish)
Lineage: Eukaryota; Metazoa; Chordata; Actinopteri; Siluriformes; Ictaluridae
Product: meprin A subunit beta
Exons: 14
Coding region: 199-2340 (713 amino acids)
Biological process (GO): proteolysis
Cellular component (GO): membrane
Molecular function (GO): protein binding; zinc ion binding; metalloendopeptidase activity
Source: RefSeq, a predicted model, not a curated record